AGCCGCCGCCGCCGCAGCCGCCGCUGCAGCCGCCGCGCCGCGGCUUGAGGGCGGGAGGCUGGGGGAGGGUAGCGGAGCCGGCGCUGCCGCCAUGUUGGGUCUGAGGCGGCUGCUGUAGGCGGCUGCUGUAGGCGCCUACGGAGCAAGCGGGCGUGCUGAGCGGCCACAGCGGCGCGGGAUCUGCCUCUCUGCGAGCGGCCGGGAGCGGCGGCGGCGGCGGCGCCAUGAGCGGGGGCACCCCUUACAUCGGCAGCAAGAUUAGCCUUAUCUCCAAGGCGGAGAUCCGCUACGAGGGCAUCCUCUACACUAUCGACACCGAGAACUCUACCGUAGCUCUCGCCAAAGUUCGGUCCUUUGGUACAGAAGACAGACCAACAGAUCGUCCAAUACCACCUCGAGAUGAAGUCUUUGAAUACAUUAUAUUCCGUGGGAGUGAUAUUAAAGACCUCACUGUUUGUGAGCCACCAAAACCACAAUGUUCUUUGCCUCAGGACCCAGCUAUCGUUCAGUCUUCACUAGGCUCAUCUACUUCUUCAUUCCAGUCAGUGGGCUCCUAUGGACCUUUCGGCAGGAUGCCAACGUACAGUCAAUUCAGUCCAAGUUCAUUAGUCGGGCAGCAGUUUGGGGCUGUUGGUGUUGCUGGAAGCUCCUUGACAUCCUUUGGAACAGAACCAUCAAACAGCGGUACCCUGUCCCAAAGUAGUGCAGUUGGUUCUGCCUUUACACAGGAUACAAGAUCUCUAAAAACACAGUUAUCUCAAGGUCGUUCAAGCCCUCAGUUAGACCCUUUGAGAAAAAGCCCAACCAUGGAACAAGCAGUGCAGACAGCCUCGGCCCACUUACCUGCUCCAGCACCUGUUGGGAGAAGGAGCCCUGUAUCAUCAACCAGGCCUUUACCAUCAACCAACCAAAAAGCAAUAGAGAAUCAAGAGCACAGGCGAGCUGAAGUACACAAGGUUUCAAGACCAGAAAAUGAGCAACUCAGAAAUGAUAGCAAGAGACAAAUCGUUCCAGGUGCUCCUUCAGCUCCAAGGAGAGGGCGUGGGGGUCAUCGAGGUGGCAGGGGAAGAUUUGGUAUUCGACGAGAUGGUCCAAUGAAAUUUGAGAAAGACUUUGACUUUGAAAGUGCAAAUGCACAAUUUAACAAGGAGGAAAUCGACAGAGAGUUUCAUAAUAAACUUAAAUUGAAAGAAGAUAAACUUGAGAAACAGGAGAAGCCUGUAAAUGGUGAAGAUAAAGGAGACUCAGGAGUUGACACCCAAAACAGUGAAGGAAAUGCAGAUGAAGAAGAUCCACUUGGACCUAACUGCUAUUAUGACAAAACUAAAUCUUUCUUUGAUAAUAUUUCUUGUGAUGAUAACAGAGAACGGAGACCAACCUGGGCUGAAGAAAGAAGAUUAAAUGCAGAAACAUUUGGAAUCCCACUUCGUCCAAACCGUGGCCGUGGAGGGUACAGAGGCAGGGGAGGUCUUGGUUUCCGUGGUGGCCGAGGACGUGGUAGCGGCCGAGGUGGUAACUUUGCCACUCCUCGAGGAUUUCGUGGUGGAUUCAGAGGAGGUCGUGGGGGCAGGGAGUUUGCAGAUUUCGAAUAUAGGGCAUAUCAGCUACCUGUUGAAGAACGUGUGGCAACUCCUGUUGAAGACCACAUUGAGUCAGCUUGGUUUGAGAAAAAAAAGACAACAAAGUUGCUGCAUAGUCUGCAAACAAGUCUUUGAAAAUAGAUGGAUUUUUAGCUCUUCGUGGUCCUGAGAAUUGGUUUCAGUCUUUGAGAAGAAUGAAAAAGUGAAUUUGCUGUAUAUUUGUCACCAGCACUGGGUUUUUGUUUGUUUGUUUGUUUGUUUUUCUGCUUAAUUUCAAAGAUACAAUACAGUUAAUUUUGGGGGUGGGAGGGAAGGCUCAUCUUAAUAAAUGAGCAUUAAAUAUAUUUGGAAUAGCAGAAGGUUAAGUAAUUUCUUAUGUAUAGUUAAACUAAAGCAGUACUCCAGUGGAACUUAUAAGUAUUUUUUCAUCACUGAAAGGAUUUUUCUUAUCACUAAAUUGUAUUUGGCAAUUAUUGUGAGUUGCCUGCAGAUAGGGCCGUGUUACUGUUUUGAGCCACAGAAGGAAGGGUCUGUGUGUCUAUGUGUCUGUGUGUCUGUCUAUAUCUUUCUUUUUCUUUCUUUCUUUCUUUCUUUUUUUGGAAAUCCUGUAAUAACCCUUCUGAGGUAGCUUAUUUCGUCAAUUAAUUAGGGUGCUGGAUGGUAGAGAAUUUUGUCAGUCAACUAUGUACACACAGUAAAUACUGUUUCUUAGGCAAAGGUAACUUUUUUAUAUAGUUGUAAAAUUCCAUUAUAUUCCAUUGCCAAAGAAACAUUAAGAACUUUGUAUAGCUGUAUAAAAAGCAACUAAUUUUUUAAAGAAUAAACAUUUUAAAGUCAGCAAACAUACUGUGUCCUUGCAGAAGUUGAUGUGCUGAGGAGCAGAAGUAUGGGUGGGUCUUUUUUUCAUAGCUUUUCAGGCUUAAGAUUGUUGAUUUUGAUUUUUUUUUUUAAAUGUUUGGAACGUAAAUGAAGAUUUGAUACAUUCUUUCAUUAUCUAAAAAGGGUAAAUUACUUAUGCUCAUUGUAAGAACUUUAUUUUGUAGCAAAUGGCAUAUCACAGGAUUUAUCCACAUAAUAGAUAUUUUCAGUAUACAAAUGUAAAUAAUCAUAGAUAAGAAUGUACUUAGCUGUAUUUUCAAAUAAGUAACCCCCCCCCUUUUUUAAGACAAUAAAACUAGGUGUCAAUUAACCUGUUCUUCCUGAUAUGCCUGGAGUUUUGUUGUGAUACCUUGACUCUUUCCAUUAUAUUUCAAGAUGAUUCAGAGUGUUAGAAAUUAUUUUGGCAACCUAUAAGAUAUCAUAACACUGGUCCUUAGGCCUGUGACCCACAAAUGACUCAGUAUAGAGUUAAUUGCUAAAAUUAUUAGUAAAUCUUUUUGAUAUUUUAAGCUAUAGUGGAAAAAAAAUCUGGCCACUUUGUGUUUUUAUGAAGGCCGUGGAAUAAAGGGAUCCAAAGAUUAAA
Lagenorhynchus albirostris (white-beaked dolphin) is the source of this 3042-nucleotide messenger RNA. It is a transcript of the gene LSM14A, whose product is annotated as LSM14A mRNA processing body assembly factor. The coding region runs from base 225 to 1715 and encodes 496 amino acids. Gene Ontology annotation, molecular function: mRNA binding. Lineage: Eukaryota; Metazoa; Chordata; Mammalia; Artiodactyla; Delphinidae. The transcript is spliced from 11 exons. Gene Ontology annotation, cellular component: P-body. The record is from RefSeq and is a predicted model, not a curated record. Gene Ontology annotation, biological process: P-body assembly; cytoplasmic stress granule assembly.